Messenger RNA from Durio zibethinus, 1378 nucleotides. NCBI's taxonomy places the organism in Eukaryota, Viridiplantae, Streptophyta, Magnoliopsida, Malvales, Malvaceae. The record is from RefSeq and is a predicted model, not a curated record.
UUUAAGCAAUUUGAAAUAGGACGGUUUCUUCUGAUUUGGAGAAUCCAAGUCUUCAUUUAGCUACAACCAUCAAUGAUAGUGAGAAGGAACAUGAGACGUGCUUCACCACUAUUUCUGGUUACAUUAGUUCUUGGGUUUUGCUUUGCUACAUAUAAUCUUGUAACAAUUGUAAUGCACAAUAGAUCUAUUUCAAAAUGGAUGGUAGAUGACUCCAAUGGUGGGAUAUUUUUUGAUCCUGUCAUUGGGAGGCCUGAAAAUAUGAGCAAACCAAAGAAUGCCAAACUGCCUUUCCAUGUUGCCUUAACAGCUACUGAUGCUCCAUACAGCAAAUGGCAGUGUCGCAUUAUGUACUAUUGGUAUAAGAAGCAGAAGGACUUGCCUGGGUCAGAGAUGGGAGGUUUCACGCGUAUUUUACACUCUGGAAGUCCUGACAACUUGAUGGAUGAGAUUCCUACUAUUAUAGUAGAUCCUCUUCCGGCAGGGCUGGAUCGAGGAUACAUUGUCUUAAAUAGACCAUGGGCUUUUGUGCAGUGGCUGGAAAAAGCUACAAUUGAGGAAGAAUAUAUAUUGAUGGCGGAGCCUGAUCACAUAUUUGUCACCCCCCUGCCUAAUCUGGCACAUGGAGGAUACCCAGCAGCAUUUCCCUUUUUCUACAUUAAACCGGCUCAGAAUGAAAAAUUGUUAAGGAAGUUUUUCCCAGAGGAGAUGGGACCUGUAACAAAUAUUGAUCCAAUUGGCAAUUCGCCUGUCAUUAUCAAGAAGGAUUUACUGGAAAAAAUUUCUCCUACUUGGAUGAAUGUUUCUUUAAAAAUGAAGGAUGACCCGGAGACCGAUAAAGCUUUUGGAUGGGUGCUAGAAAUGUAUGCUUACGCUGUGGCAUCUGCUUUGCAUGGUGUGCAACAUAUUCUUCGGAAGGACUUCAUGCUGCAGCCGCCAUGGGAUCUAGAAAUAGGGAAAAAGUUCAUAAUUCAUUACACCUAUGGAUGUGACUAUAACAUGAAGGGUGAGUUAACAUAUGGUAAACUUGGUGAAUGGCGAUUUGACAAGAGAUCGUUUCUUCGUGGACCGCCACCACGAAAUCUCCCCUUGCCUCCUUCAGGGGUUCCGGAAAGUGUGGUGACCCUUGUGAAGAUGGUGAAUGAAGCAACUGCAAACAUUCCCAAUUGGGACACAGAAUAAAUAUGGUAUAUGAUGAAGGGUGGAGGAAUAACACAUGGAAAAUUUAUUUGGGAUAGAGGAAAUUUUUUAUCUAUCUUGACUCUAGAAAAUUGAUGUACAAAUGCCUCAGGUCAAUUGUUUUAAAGCAAUAGAUAGAACAGUUGAAUAUCAUCUAUAAUCAACAAGAGAAAAAGGUAACAAGCAAGAUAAUGUGAUUGAA